GGGAGAGCCUCGGCCCGUGGCUGGCGCCCCUCUCCUUCCCGCGCUGCUCGUCGAGUCCCCGCGCUCGGACCACAGGCGCCUCCGUCCCGCCCUCCGUGCUUUCCUUCCUCCGCGCGUCCCUCCCUUCCUGCUGCGCCAAUGCCUGGGAUAGGGGCCGUGGGAGCUCGGUGCAGGCACCGCCCGAGGAGGCGCCCCAACAAGGCCGAGGACGGCGGCGGCGGCGGCGGAGCCCAUCCCGCCGCCUGCUCCUCCUCCGGGGAGAGCACCAUGGACGCAGCCAUCUGGAUCUACCAGUUCCGCCUGAUCGUGCUGGGCGACUCGACGGUGGGCAAGUCGUGCCUCUUGCACCGCUUCACCGAGGGCCGCUUCCCGGGGCCCAUGCACUCGGAUCCCACCGUCGGGGUGGAUUUCUUCUCCCGCCUGGUGGAGAUCGAGCCGGGCAAGAGGAUCAAGCUGCAGCUUUGGGACACGGCGGGCCAGGAGAGAUUCAGGUCAAUCACGCGUUCUUAUUACCGAAAUUCAGUAGGAGGCUUGCUGGUGUUUGACAUCACUAACCGGUCUUCUUUUGAGCAUAUGUACGAUUGGCUUCAGGAAGCUAAGAUGCAUGUGCACCCUUUCCAGAUUGUGUUUAUCCUGGUGGGACACAAAUGCGACUUGGAGACGCAACGCCAGGUUACGCGAGAGGAAGCUGAGGAACUGGCAUCCGCCUGCGGCAUGAAAUACAUAGAAACAUCAGCCAAAGACGCCACAAAUGUUGAAGAAUCCUUCACUGUUCUCACUAAAGACAUAUACGAACUUGUGAAAAAAGGAGACAUUUCGAUGCAAGAGGGGUGGGAAGGGGUGAAAAGUGGGUUUGUUCCAAAUGUUGUACAUUCCUCAGAGGAGGCUACCUCACUCGGAGAGCAGUGCCCUUGCUAAGUCGCUUGCAUGCCAAAGAAGCGUAGUAUAUCAGGUGUCUGGAGAAUAAGGCCCGGCUAUACAAAAUAUUAUAUAUGAAGAUGCAUUAGAUCAGGGUGUUAAGCAAUAUCCACUGAGUUGCUUGCAGCUCCUACAAUACUUAUGUGUGGCCUGCACGCUCCUAUAAAGAUCUGAGACUCACAGCUUUUGAUUAAAAAGCAAAGUACAUUUCUGGUAAUUAAACAUGGGAUGGCAAAGACCAUGAAAACAAAGAGGCAAGUUUAAAAAAAAAAUCUGGAUGAUUUG
This is a messenger RNA of Lacerta agilis (Sand lizard), 1203 nucleotides long. It is a transcript of the gene RAB39A, whose product is annotated as RAB39A, member RAS oncogene family. The coding region runs from base 139 to 918 and encodes 259 amino acids. Lineage: Eukaryota; Metazoa; Chordata; Lepidosauria; Squamata; Lacertidae. Gene Ontology annotation, biological process: Rab protein signal transduction. The transcript is spliced from 2 exons. Gene Ontology annotation, molecular function: GTPase activity; GTP binding. Gene Ontology annotation, cellular component: Golgi membrane. The record is from RefSeq and is a predicted model, not a curated record.